AUGAGAGAUGCUAGACAGAAACUGCAAUGGGCAUCGAAGCGCGUCACCACUGUGCAGGAAGACACCGCGUACUCGUUAUUUGGUAUCUUCGACGUCCACUUACCUGUCAUCUAUGGCGAGAGGAAGCAGAGCGCGCUCGGGCGGCUCCUGCAGGAUAUCGUCUCUCGGUCGGGUGACAUUACUUCCCUCGACUGGGUCGGACAAUCGUCCGAGUUCAAUAGUUGCUUUCCAGCCGACAUCAUCUCAUAUGCAACCCCGCCAUGCUCCCUACCAUCAUUGUCUGAAGAUGAGAUUCAGACAGCGAACACGAAUGCUCCCCUCUUCGCAAACCGCAGACUCCGUCUGCCUUGCAUCGCAUUCCGUGUCAAUGAAGUCAAACGGAGGCGCGGUGACGCUGCUCAUUCCACGUAUGGAGUGAAAGCAGAUGGGCUUCGGGACUUGGUGAUCACCACAGACGAGACACUAAUUCAAUUCUCGCGCGUAAAGCCCACUCAGCAGACAUUCUUUCUUGUCCGUCCAUGGGAUCGUCGUCUCCUUGGACUGCCUGACUUUUCGGAGCAGCUUACCUUCGCAGACGAAGAGGAGAGCGUAGGGGAUUGGUCCGAGUCCGAAUCUGCAUCUGACCACACUGACGAGCCGUCCAGCGACUCACCUGGAGAAGAGGAAUUGUCGGUUGACUCGGAUAUUCACUCGCGAUCAUUGCGUUUGAUGGUUCACCUUGGGCAGGCUUUCAGCGCACUUUUGGUAGCGCAGCAACGCGUUGGAGAGUACAAGAGGGUCGCUUCGGACCAUAACAUCAUUGCGCAGGUCAAAGACAUGGCUUCGAUUGACAUUCUGAACAUCAGGACCCUAGACAUAUUGUAGUUGUAUGGUUUUUUCAUGCGGAAAUAUUGAC
Suillus fuscotomentosus is the source of this 895-nucleotide messenger RNA. RefSeq lists its product as uncharacterized. The coding region runs from base 1 to 864 and encodes 287 amino acids. The record is from RefSeq and is a predicted model, not a curated record. The transcript is spliced from 2 exons. Lineage: Eukaryota; Fungi; Basidiomycota; Agaricomycetes; Boletales; Suillaceae.